GUUUGGAGCGCCUCCUAUCUGCUCCUUAUCUCCUCCAGAGCUGAGUGUGUGCUGAGGGCUGGGCAGGGACAGUUAGUCCGGGCUGGAAUACAGACUGCAGGGGCUUUCUGGACCUAUUGUCUGGAGCUAUUGUCUGAAGAGCUGUUGUCUGGAUUGUGUGGAGUUAUUGUUUGGAGUUGGAAAUGAAGAAGCUGCUCGUGAUCGGUUUGGGUUUGAUCCUCUCAGCAGUGACGAUAAUCCUAGCUGAUCCGGAUGGAGGAGGAGGAGAGCAGACACUCAGACGGCAGAAGAGGGAGUGGAUCAUCCCUCCGAGGAAGCUCAUUGAGAACGUAGAUUACACCAACCAAAAAUACAUCGCCAAGAUCCGAUCAGACGAGGAGACCAGGACCACCAUCCUGUACUCUCUGAAAGGAAAAGGAGCAGAUGAAGAACCAGUGGGAUUAUUCCAGGUGGACAGACUGCAGGGCUUAGUGACCAUCCACGGCAUAUUGGACAGAGAGACGACUUCUUCUUACCAUCUGCUGGGCGUGGCCAAGUUCCAGAACGGCAGUUACGCCGAGAAGGACAUUGAUCUGAGGAUCGAGGUUCAGGACCAGAAUGACUGCAGUCCAGUCUUCAACAUCCAGGCUGUGGGUUCUGUCUAUGAACUCAGUGAAACAGGUACCUACAUCAUUAACAUCACAGCGACUGAUGCAGAUAAGCCAAACACACCGCACUCACAGAUCGCCUACAGCAUCGUUGAGCAGAGUCCAGCCGGGAACCUGUUCUACAUCGACCGAGGGUCCGGCAAGAUCUUCGUCAGUAGGAGUAGUCUGGACAGAGAGGUUCAGGAAUCAUACACUCUGAAAAUCAUAGGCUCAGACAUGAACGGACAACCAGGGGGAAACACAGGGACGGGAACUGUGAGCAUCAACGUUCUGGAUGUCAACGAUAACGUCCCCACUUUGGAGAAGAACUCUUACGAGGGCAGUGUGGAGGAGAACAUUAAGAGCGUGGAAGUGAUCCGGAUCCGGUCUUUUGACCGUGAUCAGAUCCACACAGAUAACUGGAGAGCUGUGUACACCAUCGUCUCCGGAAACGAGGCCGGUUACUUCACCAUCACCACCGACAACGAGACUAACGAGGGCAUCAUCAUCCUCAAUAAGGAAGUGGACUAUGAGGAGAUGAAAGAGAUAAACCUGCAAGUGACCGUCUCCAACAAAGCAGCAUAUCACUCCUCGGUGGUGAUCAAACAGCCGCAGACCUACCCCAUCAAGAUCAAAGUGAUCAACGUGCCCGAGGGCCCUCGCUUCCAGCCCUCCGUUAAAGUCAUCUCACUGUCUGAAGACAAGACCAUCAUCGACCUGAAGAAAGUCAUAGCCACCUACACAGCUAUCGACAGCGAUACGCUCACAGCUGCUACUAACGUCAGAUAUGUGAAAGGAGAAGAUGCUGACAACUGGUUAAUCAUUGACGAGAAAACUGCAAAUAUCAGACUCAACAAAGUCCCGGAUCGGGAAUCUACAUUCCUCAUUAAUGGAACAUAUUACGCCAAAAUCCUCUGCAUUACUAACGAUUAUCCAAUCAAAACUGCGACAGGAACCAUCGCAAUUCAGGUGGAGGAUUUUAACGACCACUGUCCAAUCCUGACCAGCUCUGCUCAGACCAUGUGUUUGGGAGACAGCGUUGUGUACGUCACAGCUACAGACGUGGACGAGUUCCCCAAUGCAGAGCCUUUCCUCUUCAGACUGUUCUUCCAGAGCAAGAAGGGGAAGUGGACUGUGGAGCGCCUCAAUGAAACGACAGCCAUUCUGCGCUCUCAGGAGAUGCUGUGGCCCGGGCAUUACACCGUGGGUCUGGAGGUGGAGGACCAGCAGGGGAAGGUCUGUGGUGAACAGUUUGUUCACGUAACGGUGUGCACCUGUAACGGUGACAAGGUGUGUCUGCCGAAGAGACGUGGAUCAGAGGUGGUGUUCGGAGCAGCUGGAGUUCUGGUCAUGCUGCUGGGACUGUUGCUUCUGCUGUUGAUUCCUCUGCUCCUGCUGUUCUGCGUGUGUGGAGGAGCUGCAGCUGCUGCCGGAUUCAAAGCUUUCCCCACUGAACAAACCCAACACCUCAUCACCUACCGCACCGAGGGCCAGGGAGAGGAUAAGGACAUCCCACUGUUGCAGGUCCCCACAGAGCUGGACGCUGGGAUCAAAACGGGGCACGUGGAAGGCCUGGGAGAGAAAGGGCACUGGGGAGCUGGAGGAUGGGGCGGAGGAAGAGAAGAUGGCAUGAUGAACACCAGAGAAGAUUGGCACUUCAACGAGCAUUUCAAUGACUUCAACGGCAACUACAAUUCCAUGUUUGUAACCGGAGGUCACGCUGGACGUGGGGGAAUGGGAGCGUUUGAAGGCAUCGCACUGUCUGAAGCGUUCUUGGGUGACUACUAUUCAAAGAAGUCGAACUUCAUGGCGGAGCACCAGGCUGCCGGCGAAAGCCUGCUGGUCUUCGACUUUGAAGGGGAAGGCGGUAACGCGGGUCCACUGGAUGACAUCUGCGCCGAGCUGCAUGACGGAGACGACUUGGCGUUCCUCAACGACCUCGGGCCACAGUUCAGGGCGCUGGCCGAGCUUUGCCGGGGCUCGGCCAUCGAUAUUGAGGUCAGCUCGGUCAAAAAGCCACCUGCACCUGAACCAGCCCCAGCAAGGGUUCACCUAAAUGUGAGGGAAGAAGGUAGCAAGGGUGGUUUACGCACUGAGGUGGGCAGCUCUUCGUCCACCUCAGCUUCUGCUUCUGCUUCAGUUUCAGCUUCUGCAUCAUCCUCCAGCACUCAUAUGACCUCCAUGGAUUAUCGCCAGAGCGGCACAGCAUCAACAGCAGUAUCUACAGCAGGUGUGUUGACCCAUACAGUGCCCAGCCAAACCCUGCUGAUCCAACAGCCAGCGGUGUAUUACACCUCCACUCCAGUCUACCUGGUGGACCCCAAGCCUCAAGCCACUCUGCUGGUUGCAUCCGGACCAGUCCUUGGCAUGCAGGAGAACGUGGUGCUGGUGGACCAAAGAGGAGGGAGCCUAGUUCAGGGAGCAUCCACACUGGGGAAGCUAAAUCAAACCCAAACCAAGGUGCUGCUGGAGAAGAAGCCAGUCAGAGGAGCUGCAAUUGUUGAGGGCAGUGGGCCACAGGUGCUCCUAGGACAUUCCGAGGUCGGUUCGGGAAGCGUCCGGAUUGUGGAAUCUGGAAGAGUACAGACUAUGGAGCCUGUACAUACAGGGCAGAGCUCUUUACACUCCAGCAUCAGCGAAGGUCAGAGCAUCCAACUUGGCCAAGGGCUCACAGGGUCUCACAAAAGUCUCGCAGUGGCGCAGCAUGAGCAGCCACUAUUGACUGUUCCACAUGCACACGGUGGUACUCACCAAAAAGUUCGGGAAGAAAGGAUUUCCGUCAUUGAGAAAAGUUUCCAGUCCAGUGCUGCAGUCUAAUGCGGCUUAACUGACACGAAUACAAAUAUUAAUUGAUUUGUUGGGUUCAGCUUCAAGGACGUUUCUACUUGUGCAAAAUAGGCUUUCUAGAUUCUACAGGGUUUCAUCUUUGUGAUGCAUCGAGAGCCACGGUAUCCAGGAUAAUGUCAGCAUACCACCAAGAAGGACCAACCACAUCCAACAGGAUUAACUGUGGACGCUGUAAGAGGAAGCUGUCUGAAAGGGAUGUUCGGGUGCUAACCCGGAUUGUAUCCAAAAAACAUAAAACCACAUUUGCCCAAAUCACGGCAGAAUUCAAUGUGCACAUCAACUGUCCGUCGGGACAAUAAAUUAUUGUGGUCUAAAACCAGGUGUUUCAGUUUUAUUGUCCAACCCCUGUAGAUUCUGUAGAAUUACUGGAUGUUGGACGACCACGAUCCGAACAUACACUUUCUGUAUGUCCAUAACUAAUCUACACAGAUUUCUCUCCUAAAAACUGUUUAUUUGAGUGAGUAAAGUGCUUCCGUUUAUUUACAGUAAGCUUAGAAUUUGAGAUUUCUUUUAAGGCUGGGUGCAGCAGGAUUAGCAUUAGCAUUAUCGGCUAAACUGAAACUCCUGUAUAACGCUGUACUUCAGCAGAGUGGCUUUACUGCUCCUUACAACCUGUAAGGGUAAAAUUCAUACACUAGGUUCACUGCCAAUUUUUAAGAAAAUUAAAGCAUUUUAUGUGUGCCUUUUAGUGCAAAAAAUACGGUAAUCCGAGUCAUAUUAAUGUACAAUCCUGUAAUAUUAUUUUGCCGCUUCAGUUCAGCAUUGUUCUUUUAUGUAAGAUGGCGGUUCUGUGUCUCUCAGCUUGUCCAGAAAUGCAUGUAUCUGUAAAGUCUGUCCUUUAGUGGUGGCUCAAAGCUUGAAUUACAUUUAUUUUCUAUAGGGGAGCCCAUUAGCAAGAAAUACUAAUUCUCAAAUAAUGCUGCUUUAGGCUGAGCUAUGAGGUGCUAUCAUAUGAGUGAUACUUUAUCUGUAUUGUUUUCUAAAUAAAGGAGCUAAAUGUAAGGGAUAUAAAUGUUGUAAUGCACAAUUCAAGUCUUUAUGAGAGCUUUCUGAGUAUGCAAUGUUGAAAUAUUGCUGUCGAAAGUGCAGUAACACGUCUUUUAUACAAAUAAAUGGUUUGUAAAUUGUUAAAUGAUUGCAUUAUGUUUUUAGUAAUGAUUUUUUAAAUAAACACCCUUUUUUAUAAUUGAAUAUUUUAGGCCAAUGGGAGGUCAAUUUCCCCACAUCCUUCCAUACACAUGAAGCCAGGACUUAAAGAGCUAAACAUCAUUAAAAACUGGAAAAAACAAACUUUGGAUUAAUUAUGUAUACACCACACAAUGUAUAUAAAGUGCUUGUUUUAUGCUGUUAUUUUUGCACUCCUGCAACAAAGCAUUGAAAAAGCUUUGAUUUGUGAUACACUGGAAUUAAAACGUACAUAAAUAAG
Molecule: messenger RNA, 4899 nt
Organism: Astyanax mexicanus (Mexican tetra)
Lineage: Eukaryota; Metazoa; Chordata; Actinopteri; Characiformes; Acestrorhamphidae
Gene: dsg2l
Product: desmoglein 2 like
Exons: 14
Coding region: 183-3443 (1086 amino acids)
Biological process (GO): homophilic cell-cell adhesion
Cellular component (GO): plasma membrane; desmosome
Molecular function (GO): calcium ion binding
Source: RefSeq, a predicted model, not a curated record